GGUGGGCGGAUGAGUAAUGCAUCCAGGAAGCCUGGAGGCCUGUGGUUUCCGCACGGCCGCCACCCCCGCCCCUCGCGUGGACAUUUAUCCUCCGCCGCUCAGGCCCUGCCGCCAUCGCCGCCGACCCAGCGUCUAGAGAAGCUACACCAGAGAACCCACCAUGGCCUGCUUUGUGCCCCUGGCCUCUGGCAUCCUGUUGCUGCUGUGUCUGACAGCCCCCAGCAGAGCCUGUACCUGUGUCCCGCCCCACCCUCAGAUGGCCUUCUGCAACUCUGACCUCGUCAUCAGGGCCAAGUUCAUGGGGACAGCAGAAGUCAACGAGACCACCUUAUACCAGCGUUAUGAGAUCAAGAUGACCAAGAUGUUCAAAGGGUUCAACGCCUUGGGGGAUGCUGCUGACAUCCGGUUUGCCUAUACCCCAACCAUGGAGAGCGUCUGUGGAUACUUCCACCGGUCCCAGAACCGCAGUGAGGAGUUUCUCAUUGCUGGACAACUGUGGAACGGGCACCUGCACAUCACCACCUGCAGUUUCGUGGUUCCCUGGAGUAGUCUGAGCUCCGCUCAGCGCCGAGGCUUCACCAAGCUUUACUCUGCUGGUUGUGAGGAAUGCACAGUGUUUCCCUGCUCCUCCAUUCCCUGCAAACUGCAGAGUAACACUCACUGCUUAUGGACAGACCAGCUGCUCACAGGCUCUGACAAGGGCGUGCAGAGCCGCCACCUUGCCUGCCUGCCACGGAAGCCAGGGAUGUGCACCUGGCAGUCCCUGCGCCCCCGGACUGCCUGAGUCCUGCCUCCAGCAGAGGCCGGAACCUACACAGUAUUCACCCCCUUCCCCACUCCUGACUUUGUUUCUUCAAGAUGAUGAAAUAAA
Messenger RNA from Pteronotus mesoamericanus, 871 nucleotides. It is a transcript of the gene TIMP1, whose product is annotated as TIMP metallopeptidase inhibitor 1. Gene Ontology annotation, molecular function: metalloendopeptidase inhibitor activity; protease binding. The transcript has 6 exons. The coding region runs from base 161 to 784 and encodes 207 amino acids. Lineage: Eukaryota; Metazoa; Chordata; Mammalia; Chiroptera; Mormoopidae. Gene Ontology annotation, biological process: response to cytokine; response to hormone; negative regulation of membrane protein ectodomain proteolysis. Gene Ontology annotation, cellular component: extracellular matrix. The record is from RefSeq and is a predicted model, not a curated record.